Molecule: messenger RNA, 3236 nt
Organism: Jatropha curcas
Lineage: Eukaryota; Viridiplantae; Streptophyta; Magnoliopsida; Malpighiales; Euphorbiaceae
Gene: AGO5
Product: Argonaute family protein
Molecular function (GO): RNA binding; protein binding
Source: RefSeq, a predicted model, not a curated record
GGCGCCACCGGCUCAGGCAGCCUCCAGUUCGUCGUCUUCGGUUCCUCCACAGUCUACUCAAGUGGUGUCUUCGUAUUCGAGAGGUCCGGCGCCACCGGCUCAGGCAGCCUCCAGUUCGGCUUCGGUAGAGGAGCUGAGACAAGAGGUGGAGCAGAAGCUGACGACUGUAGAUCCGGGCAGCAAGGCGGGACCGCCGCCGGCGUCGUCAAAGGCUGUUCGUUUCGCUGCUAGGCCAGGAUUUGGUACCCGAGGGAGGAAGCUCGUGGUUAGGGCUAACCAUUUCUUGGUGCAAAUAGCAGACCGAGAUCUCUGUCAUUAUGAUGUUAGCAUAACUCCGGAAAUCACCUCAAAAAGGUUAAAUCGGGAUGUAAUUGCUCAGCUUGUUGACAUGUAUGGGGCGUCACACUUGGGCAACCGAAAGCCAGCUUAUGAUGGCAGGAAAAGCCUAUACACAGCAGGGCCUUUGCCUUUUGAAUCUAAGGAAUUUGCUGUUAAGUUGGAGGAGAAGAAUGAUGGUGCUUCUGGUUCAAAAAAGAGCGAACGUGGAUUUAAGGUGGCAAUUAGAUUUGCAGCUAAGGCUGAUAUGCAUCACUUACGGCAAUUUUUAGUUGGAAGACAAAUGGAUACUCCACAAGAAACCAUCCAAGUCCUAGAUAUUGCUCUUAGAGAAUCACUAUCUAAAAAGAAUUAUGUAAUUGCUGGGAGGUCUUUUUUUUCACGUGAUUUUGGAACAACGGGUGAACUUGGUGGUGGUAUAGAAUACUGGAGAGGAUUUUACCAAAGCCUACGUCCAACCCAGAUGGGUCUCUCCCUUAAUAUUGAUGUGUCAGCCAGGUCUUUCUACGAGUCCAUUUUAGUAACUGACUACGUUGCUAAAUACUUUAGGCUGAGGGACUUGUCAAGGCCUCUGUCAGAACAAGAUCGCUUAAGGGUGAAAAAGGCACUGAGAGGCGUGAAAGUACAGCUGACUUACAGGAACUAUGCAAAAAGCUAUAAGAUCACUGGUGUAUCAAAUAAGCCUCUGAAUCAGACAUUCUUCACUCUUGAUGACAAGAGGACAAAUGUGUCGGUUGUCAAUUAUUACCGUGAGAAAUAUGAUAUUGUGCUGAAACAUACGUCUAUGCCUGCCCUUCAGGCUGGAAGUGAUUCAAAACCCAUCUUUUUGCCGAUGGAGCUUUGUAAGAUAGUGGAUGGGCAGAGGUAUACAAAAAAAUUAAAUGAACAACAAGUAACUGCAAUGUUACAAGCAACCUGCCAACGACCUCAUGAACGAGAACGUAGCAUUAAGCAGAUUGGAAGACAGAAUAAUUAUAAUGGAGAUAUCCUUGUAAAGGAUGAAUUUGGAAUCCAAGUGCAGGAGGAUCUAACAUUUGUUGAUGCCAGAGUUUUGCCUCCUCCCACGCUUAAAUAUCAUGAGUCUGGUAGAGAAUCAAGGGUUGACCCUAGUGGAGGGCAAUGGAAUAUGAUUAACAAGAAAAUGGUUAAUGGUGGGAGAGUUGAUUUCUGGACGUGUGUGAACUUCUCUUCCCAAGUCAACCGAGAUUUGCCUGGUGAAUUUUGUAGGCAAUUAAUUGAUAUGUGUGUCAGCAAAGGAAUGGCAUUCAACCCAAAUCCUCUUAUUCCGAUACAAUUUGCUCAUCCCGGCCAAAUUGAGAGGGUUCUUGCUGAUAUUCACAAGCAAUGUACGUCUAAACUUCAGUUGUUGAUAAUCAUUCUGCCUGAUUUCAGCGGCUCAUAUGGGAAAAUUAAACGAAUCUGUGAAACAGAGUUGGGAAUUGUGUCACAGUGUUGUCAACCUAGGCAGGCAUCAAAGCUAAGCAAACAGUACCUUGAAAAUGUUUCCCUGAAAAUCAAUGUCAAGGUUGGUGGUAGGAACACUGUUUUAUAUGAUGCUAUUCAAAGAAGGAUUCCUCUUGUGACAGAUCAUCCUACAAUUAUCUUUGGUGCUGAUGUAACUCACCCGCCUCCUGGGGAGGACUCUAGUCCUUCAAUAGCAGCAGUAGUGGCUUCAAUGGACUGGCCAGGGGUGACAAAGUACAGAGGAAUUGUUUCUGCACAGACUCAUCGUGAAGAAAUCAUCCAGGAUCUCUACAAAUCACAUCAGGAUCCACAAAGGGGCCUAGUUCAUUCAGGCAUGAUCAGGGAGUUGUUGAUUGCAUUUAGAAGAGAAACUGGGUUGAAACCACAUAGGAUUAUAUUUUACAGAGAUGGUGUUAGUGAGGGUCAAUUUAACCAAGUCUUGCUAAACGAGAUGGAUGACAUAAGAAAGGCUUGCAACUCGCUGGAGGAGAAUUAUCUACCACCAGUUACCUUUAUCGUGGUUCAGAAAAGGCAUCAUACACGGCUCUUUCCUGUUAAUAGCGGACAGGCAGACAGGAGUGGCAAUGUUCUGCCAGGUACUGUCAUUGACACUAAGAUUUGCCACCCGACAGAAUUUGAUUUCUAUCUGAACAGCCAUGCUGGAAUUAAGGGGACAAGUAGACCUACGCACUACCAUGUCUUGUUUGAUGAAAAUAAUUUUUCUGCUGAUGAGUUGCAAGUGCUGACUAACAAUCUGUGCUACACGUAUGUAAGGUGCACUCGAUCUGUUUCCAUAGUCCCUCCUGCCUAUUAUGCCCAUUUAGCAGCUUUUCGUGCUAGAUACUAUGUCGAGGGUGAGACAUCAGAUGGUGGAUCUACGGGUGGAAGGAGUGCAACAGGUGGGAGGAGCAGGGAAGUCCAACCUCUUCCGGCAAUCAAAGAAAAUGUGAAGAAUGUGAUGUUUUAUUGCUGAAGUUCUGGGCAUCUGUUUUUGGGGAGUUCCUACUUUGUGCAGUUUAUGCACAUACUGCUAAGUGCCUAACUUAAUUGAAAUGAAGUCAAAAGUUUUGGGUAUAUCCUGCGGAGUUGGUGCAAUUGGAAGAAACCAACGAUACCAAAUUGCUACCUCUUUUGCUUUUGUUUGAUAGCAAACGCAAUUUUUUGGGCUUUAGAUUCCCGGCUUUUCGUCGCUUGACGCUAUUUUUUGGCAGUUUUGGUCUCGAAGCAAAUAUACGGAUGCUGGGAGCAGAUUGUUAGAACUCCUUGUAAAUUCUAAUUUGCUCGACCCUUAAAGAGUGCCUAGCCAUACAUGAUUGUUAUAGUUGUUGAUAAUUUUGAUUUCAAUGGGCCUAAAUGUCAGUAUCUGCUCCUUAGAACAAUUUAUUCCAUUUUGAAUGAGAUUUGAACCAUUUGUCUUGUUAUUGAUUGGUUCUUAA